AUGGGGAUCUACAAACUGGCAGUUUCCACAGGGACAGACCUGGAUGCUGGCACCUGGAAUAACAUAUUUAUUGUGCUUGUUGGAGUCAAUGGAGAAAGUGAUAAACUCCAACUGCCCCGUAACUGGGAACACUUCUUACCUGACACUGUGGCAGCGAUUGAUUUAGAGAUUGAUAAAGAUCUUGGUGAGCUCCUGCUUGUUCGGCUGUCCAUGGAGCCUUAUUUAAUUUUCCCUCUGGAUAUCUGGUUCUGUCGGUAUGUUAAUGUGACCUGUCCCAGUGGCCAGCUCUACCAGUUUCCAUUUUAUCAGUGGAUGCCAAAAUCUAUGCCUGUAGAGAUCCCAGAGGGAAAGGGUGGAAUUCUAAGUGGGAAUACCCACUCUGCUCUUGCCCAACAAAGAAAAGUAGAAUUGGAGCGGAACAGAGAAACUCACAAG
Molecule: messenger RNA, 435 nt
Organism: Staurois parvus
Lineage: Eukaryota; Metazoa; Chordata; Amphibia; Anura; Ranidae
Source: the annotation of a GenBank genome assembly